Pangasianodon hypophthalmus (striped catfish) is the source of this 6239-nucleotide messenger RNA. RefSeq lists its product as uncharacterized. Lineage: Eukaryota; Metazoa; Chordata; Actinopteri; Siluriformes; Pangasiidae. The record is from RefSeq and is a predicted model, not a curated record. The transcript is spliced from 6 exons. Bases 365 to 1273 code for a protein of 302 amino acids.
UCUUUAUUCUCCAAACUGCGCCAGAAGCAUUCCGUUAUAUUUUAUUUUCAGUUUUAUUACCGCAGCAUCAUGCGUGGAUUAUGCGUUUUGCGUUUAGGCGUUUUUGCCUGUUUGAACAACUCAUGCUACUUUUACUUAAAAAGUCUGUUUUGGUGAACAGGUCUAGCCCACUUGUUUUUUUGUUUUUUUAUUGAAUGUGCUCUUUUCCCACACACUGAAAGAAAAUGUUGUUUAGUCCUUUUAAAGCACAGCGUCUUUUGCUUUGUGGUAAAUCCUGCUGAGGCAGUGGAUGUGUCGGUGUUGAACUGCAGUUACCCAUCGGGAAGUUCCGUCUUUUGGAUUUGGACUUGUGAUCACCGCUGUUAUGGACAGACCCUGGAUCAGGAUCUGCGCUUUCACGCUCACCACAGUUUUCCUUCAAGAGGUAGCAGCUCUGAACCUGAGGAAUGAGCUAUUGGGAAAGUGUGUGCAGAUGCAGGAUGGAGAAGGCAAUGAAAAGGUGACUUUGGAGGAGUGUAAACCAGGUUCAGUCUUUCAGGAAUGGCAUUGGACCCCUGAGACACGCUCCUUAAGGAACCCACACAUGGGAAAAUGCUUGACAGCUCUCAAGAUCCAAGAUCAGGGAACUGUGAGCUCCUUAGCAUGCCGAGGUGAAGAUGAUGAGACUCAGGCCUGGAGUUGCUCAAAAAAGGGCCACCUCACAUUGUACGGCAAGGGCUUCCAUUUGAGUGUGCGCUAUGACUCUUCUGAUAUCUUUCUUUCCACGGAGCGAGGGAAGAGUGCCAAGUGGAGGACACUGAAUGAGCGAAUGGUGUGUGAGGAGCCACCGAAUGAGCCUGAGAAGAUAGAACCAAAAAUUAUUGCUAAAAUUCGCCUGUGGCAGCCUCAAGUAAACGUGGACCUGGAUGCUCCGAAACCCACCCAGCCUUCACACUUCACCACUGCGUUUGUGAAUCCUUUCAGCAUGGAGUAUGGAAUGGAGUGGAAGGUGACCAUGCUGUUCCUGAGCUCCCUUGCCCUCAUCAUUGGGAUGGUCAUCCUCUUCCUGAACAUCUAUCAAAAUAGGCGGAAGAAGACUGUUGUGGUUCUUAAGUCAUACACAUCCAGUGGCGAAGCCAGUCAGCCUGGCUCUCCGGUUUCCAGCGAAAGAGCUCCUCUCACCAAACACCCCAUGAAACCUCCCCGUUCUCCGUCCAUUCGGCACGGGGAGAUCCUGGUUGAAUGGAAGGAUGGCACUGUUACGCCGCUAUUUGACACCUACCAAACCUCCUAAAGUGCCAGAUUUGAGCCUUACUGCAACAUAAAUGCUGUAAUACUCCCAGCUCUGUUACUGUAUCUGCAGCCUCAUCUGCUGCAUUUCACACUAAUGCAUUGUGCUGCUCUUAAGCAUGUAGUGUUUUUCUCCUUUUUUCAUACAGCCAUUGCAGGUCUUUCAUACAGCCAUUGCAGUUCAUGCAUAGUCUUAUUCUUUUUUCAUACAGCCAUUGCAGUUCAUGCAUAGUCUUAUUCUUUUUUCAUACAGCCAUUGCAGUUCAUGCAUAGUCUUAUUCUUUUUUCAUACAGCCAUUGCAGUUCAUGCAUAGUCUUAUUCGAAUGCAGAAUGCACAAAUGCUGGCACUAAUGCAUUGUGCUGCUCUUAAGCAUGCAGUGUUUUUCUCCUUUUUCAUACAGCCAUUGCAGUUCGUUCAUACAGCCAUUGCAGUUCAUGCAUAGUCUUAUUCUUUUUUCAUACAGCCAUUGCAGUUCAUGCAUAGUCUUAUUCUUUUUUCAUACAGCCAUUGCAGUUCAUGCAUAGUCUUAUUCGAAUGCAGAAUGCACAAAUGCUGGCCAAAGAAAUUAUAUGAUAUUAUGAUUGAUAUAUUAUAUAUAUCAAUCAUAAUAACUGACCUCUUUGCUUAGAAAAAGCUUUGCCCAUCAUGCUCCAUUUCAAGAUGAUAGAAUCAGAAUCAGUUGAUGUUUGGGUGGAGGUGCAUGCAUGGCCCUGUGCCCUGUGUGUCCAUGUGUGUCAGAACAGUCAUGAGACAGUGUUUGCAUAGAAGAAAGUUUAAGAUUUUGUGAUACCAUGUGCUUUGACAGGGCAGGAAAAUGUAAACAGAUAUGUAGUGGAUACCGUAAGAUAGCUGGAAAAAAAACCCAGCUUGUGAGCAUGAGGAUUGUUGUUUUGCACUUGCAUCCACGUGCACAAGUCCGAGCACACACUGAAGCAGAAUUCAACGAGAGGCAAGUUAGGCUUAAUACAAUGAGUUUCAUUCCUGAAGGCAUUCAUGCCUGAACUAGUCCCAACCUGCCAUAUUGCAAGCAAGCUCUUUUGUCUCAUUUAUACAUUAGACCAGGGUGGUGUAGCUGUUCACGAGUUAGUGUGCAGCUUUUUUGUGUUAGUGUGAGAAGCCUAUAAUAUAUUUACUAACAAAUCAAAGCAAUAAUCAAUGACUCGUAUAAUUUAGAAUGUAAUAAAUAUUAAUGUCAGGCCGUCAUGUCAGCUAUAUUUUUAUUUGUGUGUAUUAAUUUUCUCCAACAGCUUCAUUAAGUUAGGCAGGUUCUUGCUCGUGUGCUGUUCAAGCGUCCCUUUUUUCCAAAAGAAACCAUUAAAUCCAUAAUGAGUUAUUUUAGCUUUUUUAUGCCUAGUUCCUCCUCUAUUAUACCAAUCUUCACAGAUACAGACCUUUCCAUUCAAAUGCAUGAUUUCAGCCUUGGCUUUGGAGGCCAAUUGAAAAGUUAUAGCUAAAUUUAUUUUGGAUUUUCAUCAAUAUGUAUUUAACUUGCUCUGUGAAAUUCUUAGAAAGCCAUUAAGGAGUUGAAUCAUAAGAUCAAAACUGACUAGUACUAGUAUUGAGUUUUAAUUUUGUAGGAAAAACGUCAUAAGUGCUGCUGUUUCUUCACUACUUUCAUUGAAAACAAAAUAAUGAAUGUUUUCAGAGUGCAGGUUAAGAUUCCUUAUUUUUAUGAUUAUUUAUGCACUCCACCCUCCUCGCUCUGUAUCUGGACAGAAUUCAGUGCUUGUGAAAGAAGCUUAUUUUCAAUGAGAACAGACCAUCACCUCCCCAGGCCUGGUUUUAUUUAUAGACAUGUAUUUAUAGUGAAGAUAUUUAUCUAAUUCUGUCUAAUUUUAUCCCACUCUGUCUGUUUAUCUAGUUCUUUCAUCACAGCACUUACUCAAUAUUAUACUGAACUGUGGUUGGUAGCAACUGGGCUUGUCAGAAAAUAUGAUAAGUGUUUCAAGCAGCUUUAAUAUAUAAUUGCCGUGAAACCUAAAGGAUACACAGCUAACAGACAGUUCUGACCAUCUAGAGAUUAUGAGUAAGACAAGGAUAAAAGAUAAGACUAGGUAAAUUAUAGUUUACUCGUAAUUUUUUUGUAAUGUUUAUCCUUGAUUUGAUCUUGAUAGAUAUACCUGCAUGUAUAAGAGCUUUGGAGUGAAUAAAGUUGGACUAAUACAGAAUGAAAGCUGUGCAGGUAUUUGUAUUCUGUUUGGUUACUGUUUCCAAGAUCUUUCUGGAAUUAGACAGCUGCGUGUUAAGACCAGUCUUGUUAAUUUCAGAGUGGGAUCCCAGCCCCAUGUGCUAAAUUCAUAUACAGGGAAACAGGGUUGAAGUGGAAUGUAAAGACACACCUGUACACCACUCAAGGAAAGCUAUGUCUUGAUGUUUGCAAGUCUGAACAAAGACGCAGCUUUCUGAGUGAGAUCAGUUGCAACUGUGCGUGCGAGAAGAGUUUCCUCUAGAAACCUGUUUUGCCACAAUUUUUUUGCUCUAUCAAAUAAAAAAAAGACACAAAUGGCUUCACAAAGUAUAGGGAUUAGGCAAAAUGAAACAAAAUCACACAAGGUUUACUUUCUUGGUUUACAAGUUUUUUUAUUGUAUUAUAGUGCAAAGAAAUUGGCAAUCACAGUGACUUUCUGGAUUUUUUGUAUUGCACAGCUGCUCUAACUACAGCUCAUAUAAAUCCAGUCUUCCUUUUAUACCUUCCCUAAUGCACUUUUUGCAGAAUUUAAUUACCAUACACUGUCAGUGUAAACAUCAUUUGCGGGCUAACAACCCAAAGCAAACCACUUAAGUUGCUCAAUAUUACUUACUGUCUGCAAAUCUUUCAUCUAAAUCGGAAGCUUUCUAGGCAUUAAUGGUAGAUUGGUGGAUUGAUGGUGGUGAUGUGGCAACCUAAGUGAGGAUGUGCUCUCUCACAGGGCAAAGCGUCCUGAUAAGAGAACAUAACAGAAUGUCUCCACCCAAAUAAUUGGGCUGUUUGGAUCCCAGCCUUAUAGGGUAGAGACUGUCCUACUUCUGUAUACAUAUCUGCUGCCAUGACGCACUCGAUUUUCUUUUCAACCCUGGAGAUUAGUGGUAUAGCUAUAAUUUGGAGUCGUUAUACACUGGCUUUCCAUGUAUUUUGUCAAAACUGAGGUCGUCUGAUGCUGAUCUACAAAACAUGUCGCAGCUGGUUGGUUUUUGUUGGUUACUUUGGGGCAGAACAUCUGAUAAUGCUUCCUUUCAUUUAUGCCUGACCUUUGACACAAAUACAGCACAGAGUGACGAUAUAAUCAGAGCUAAAGCCUAAAUGGGUUUAGGAAAUAGUUUGUUUCAAGGAAUACGCUAUGAGGAUUCAGAGAAAAGGGACAAUAAUGGACGGUUGUGCUGGUUUCCAAAUUUUUAAGUAGCUAGGUGGAAGUGGUUUUUAGAGAAGAGCUAGCAGGGAAAAAAAUUGUAUAAAGCAGUGAUUCAUUGUGGAAGCAGUGCUCGUACUGAGGAAGGUGAAAAUGGGUUUACUUCCCAAAUAUUACCAGUUUAUAUGUUAUAGGUAUAAUUUGGACUUGAAAGGACACAGAUGAUAAUAAUAAUAAUAAUAAUAAUAAUAAUAAUAAUAAUAAUAAUAAUACAGACACAAUAUUGGUUUUGCUCACUGGAGAUUUAUACACGGACAAAUAAUUUCUCCAGAAAAAAGGUGCUUCCAUUAUUUAACAAAACAACACUGUUUUUGUCUUAGAUGAAAUCUAUCUUUUCUUUAAUGUUAUUCUUCUUUUGCAUAACUAGGUUUUUUCCUACUUUUUAUUCUUCUCUUCAAAUAUUUGUCCAAGAGACCAGCUAUCUGAUAAGGAAAUGACUUUUCUCCACCCAAAAGUCUGUCCACUGUUAGAUGAAGACAUUUUUUUUUUACAUGAGUAGUCAUUUAAAUAUUUUGAGGAAGCUUUGCAAACGACUGUUAUGAAGAAGCAGAAGAUGACAAAAGGUGACAGACGUUAACAUACGGUUUGUGCCACAUGGUUCUGAUGAGCCAUAAUUAUGCAGGAGGCCAACUUCUUUGGAUGGUAGUGAAAAGAAAUCCAGAGGAAUUCUGUCAGAAUGUAGACUCUCCAUCUGGAGGUAAAAUGAUGAAAGGAGUUUUACAGCCUGGCAUUCAUGACUUUGGAAACAUAUUUCAGGACUUUACCUCACUACAGAUUUCCAGGUCUGUGUUUUUCACAUAUGGCCAGCAUAUGGCUGACCACCACCCUCUAGGUGUCCAAGGAUAAAAGAGUUUUGGCCUGAGAGUUUACUACUGGAGGAUGACCCACUAAAAUGCCUUUUAUGGGGCAAAGCAGGAAACAAUAUAGAGCUGAUUAAAAGUUGUGUAAUAACAUGCUUUAGACAAGCUUUCUGUAAGUAACCACAACAUGACACGUCCUGAUGCCCACGUCUGUUUAUGGGUCCAAAAGAAUGAAUUCGUUCAGCCAAAGUGGAUAUGGAAAAGUAAGCAAGCAUCAUAAAUCUUGACAUUUGGUUCUUAUGUAUGGCCUUGGAGUUCAAUUUCACAAGGCAACGCAACACAAACAUUAUGUCAAUAAGACUAAAAUAUGAUAGCUUCACUGUGAGCAUUUUGGGAUUUCAGCUGAAAGACAGUUUUAGGACACGUGCACCAGCUGAAGCUUGUCCAACAGAACCACUUUUCCACUUUAUAUCCUUAGAUAUUCAUUUUCUUUUUUUAUAUCCUUAGAUAUCCAUUUUCUUUUUCUUGUACAAUAUUAAAAUCUCAAACAUCAGUGGCGACAGUUAAGCAACUGACUAAAGGUAAAAUUGUAUGCCAAAUUCACAGGGUGAUAAUCAUGCAACCUGACAUAACAAUUUACAUUAAAAAACCACUUGAUGUGGUAUAAAUUCUUGUAGCAUAUAUGAAAGGAUCACACCUGAAAUAUGUUUAUGUAACAUUUACAUCUAUUCGUUUAGCAUAUGCUUUUACCGAAAGUGACUUACAAAUGAGGAAAUACAAGC